GAGUGAGUGAGAGUGAGUGGGAGGGAGGGCGGCAGUCAGAAAACAAGCAAACUAAUUCUCACCGAAGAGCAGACAGUCGUGCCAGAGCAGGAGCUGCUGCGGUUAGUUCACCUCUUCUGACGCUCUUUUGCACACCAACACAGAAACAUUAUUGAGGUGUUUUGUUUUUUUAUCCUUCCUCCUCGAGUCCAGAUCUACCAAGUAGGACCAGACUUUCCAUUUUUGGAUAGGAAGGGGCUGCAAACACACACACGCAGCCACACUUCUCCAAGCAGCGACAACUCAAGGUGAAUGCCGUCAUGCCAUUUGGGUGCCUUGCCCUGCGAGAUGGGCGGAAUUACGAUAGCAUGUCUGAUGUCACGGACAAAUAUGAGAUUGGACAGGUCCUCCGAGCGAAGGAGUUUUGCGAGCUGUGCCUGGCUAAGGACAGACAGACAGACAAGGUGUUCGUCUGCAAGAAGUUCCUCAAGAAAGACGGAAGGAAAGUCCGCAAGGCUGCCAAGAACGAAAUCAUGAUCCUGAAAUUGGUCAACCAUCCAAACAUCCUUCAGCUGAUAGACACAUUCGAGACCCGGAAAGAAUACCUCAUCAUCCAGGAACUUGCCACAGGAGGAGAUGUAUUCGACUGGAUUCUGGACCAAGGGAAUUACACAGAGAGAGACGCAUCCAAUGUCAUCAGACAGGUCUUGGAGGCUGUGGCGUACUUACACUCCCUCAACAUAGUUCACAGGAACCUGAAGCUGGAAAACCUGAUGUACUACACAGAAAACAACCACAACAAAGUAGUUCUGCGAGAUUUCUACCUGUCCAGGUUUGAGAACGGCCCCAUCACGGAGCCCUGUGGAACACCAGAGUACCUGGCUCCUGAAGUGGUGGCUCGUCACCGAUAUGGUCGUCCUGUGGACUGCUGGGCUGUGGGUGUCAUUAUGUUCAUACUCUUAUCAGGUAACCCUCCUUUUUAUGAUGAGACAGAGGAGGAGAACACAGAUCUACAUAAUCGCAUCAUCUUCUGUCGCAUUGUUGCCGGUGACUUUGAGUUUGAUUCUCCAUACUGGGAUGACAUUUCACCUGCAGCUAAGGAGCUCGUCUGUCGACUCAUGGAGGUGGACCAGAUGCUGAGAAUCACUGCGCAGGAUGCACUUUGGCAUGAAUGGAUUGCGGGGAAUGGUGCAUCAGAGAAGAACCUAAAGGAUGGCGUGUGUGCCCAGUUUGAGAAGAACUUUGCAAAGGCCAAGUGGCGGAAAGCGAUCCGUGUCACCACCUUCAUGCAACGAUUGAAGAAUUCAGAGGCACUGAUUGACAGUUCAGCCGAGGCUCAGGGGAGUGAGGAGGCAGGUGAUGGUGAAGGCGGUGUGUCCCAGGGGACAAGUGAUGAGGGAGACAAAGGGACAAGUGAUGGAGGGGUGACGUCGAGCAGUGUGUCUUUAGAAGUUACUGUUGAAAGUACACCGGUGGGUAUGGACCAGGAUGAGGGGAGGAGUAAGGUCGGAGAAAAACAGGAUGAGGUAAAGAUGAGUGUAGGCCCAUCAGACGGAACUUCUCCGUCAGAUAUCCAGGAGACACUCUGUCAGCAAAGCCAACCAAAUGCAGUCCCCAAACUCGCACAGGAGGAACCCGAUAAGGUCGGUGCGAAGAAAGCAGCAGGUGAUGGAACCAGGAAAAUAGCUGCCAAUUUGGGUCAAAAUAAGGUUGUUCCAGAAGCCAAACCGUCACCCGCGAUGACGCCUGACCCCUCCAAGCUGUCGGACGGUUCUACAGGCACUGGCCUUGACAAAAAACACGCAUCCCCUGAUCCCAGCGGCAAACGUAAGAUGGCUGCGACGCUCCACGGCCCUCCAUCCACAGCCUCACCAGAGAAGAGGCCAGCCGGGCAGAGGGAUGACACUGACGGAAGCUGGUGUCAGACACAAAUACCUGAGGCAGUGGCAGAGAGGUCAGUGGCGGUCACUCCAGCAAUCGGGCCUGGAGCUGUGGCGGAUGCAGGACUAGGAGUUAGGUUAAGGGGUGAUGCUAGCCCCGUGGGUAGAAGGGAUGGUGAUGCCAGGACAGCAGACAGAUACAGCGCUGAGUUUAGCAUAGCGAGGCCAGGUCCUGUGACAGGACAGGGUUGUUAUGCAGUAGGCAGCUCUGCUAGUUUGGGCCGUCACUCCGCACCGUACAACCCAGAAGUUGGGACAGUAGGGAUGGGGAUGGCAGGGAGCUAUGGAAGUCCAUACAGCUCCCUGUACACAAGUGGAGGAGGGAUGUACGGGACUGGGUUACCACAUGCAGCAGGCGGGAGCAGCGCCACAAGCGACUGGCAAAUGGACAGUGUGAUCGAGCAGAUAGAAAAGCAAAUGGCCGCCGUGCUGGAGAAGAUUGAGGGAGACAUGCCCUCGCUGCUGGAGCAAAUCAGUGACUGCCCCGCUGAGCCAGCACGUGCCAGGAGCACGCAUGCCUCGCCUGCCACCUCCCGCGCACGCUCUUCGCAGCACCCCACGACUGCAACCUCGGCCACUCCUCCGCCUCUUCCAACCUCUCCCAGGCCCGCACUGCCAUCUCUCCCUCGACUUACCAUCCCUCCUCCUUCUUAUCCUCCACCUUCCCCACCCACACAAUCCUCACCCCAGGCUGCACGAGAGCAGGAAGAUACGGAUGGACAGAGGGAUGCUGCUCGUUCCAGCCAGUCCCCCAGAGCUGGGAUGGGUAGGGGGCUAUGAAGCAGGUGUCCAUGAUGCAAAUACACAACACCUGGAACACUGGAUAUAUAGUUUAAUUUUGAAGGUUUAAAGACUUCUGUCUCACCCAGAAGUAUCAUCCACUUACUCCCAGAAGAACGGUAACCAUGCAAUGUUGUUUGGUUGGGCUGUGUUCAUAUUGAGAAUACUGGUUAGAGAGAAAACUCCCUAUGGCAUUCAAAUACUCUAAUGACUGGGGGAGUAGUGCAGGCAUACUGUAUCUCUCUGUGUGACAGCUGCAAAGAGAAAGAGCUCAAAAGUUUGUUUGCAUCUCAAAUCCAGAUUGUGCGCAUGAAUGCUUACCACACAACCUCCUCGUACUGGAAUCCAAGCACUCAGCGCAGUUUGCAAAUUAUGAAUCUACACAAGUAAAAAACGCUUGGCAAAAAAUCUCAGCUAAUAGUGAGAGUUAACAGUGAGGAAGUGAUUUGCAUUAUUCCCCACAAACUGUAAAUACAUACAAAGAACUGGGUUCCUAAUUCUUGCUCUACUACCAUUUGUAAACUUCCUCAUAACCAGACUGACAUUUACUUUUAUUUUUUUUUCAAAUCAGUUCACCCAAUUUCAUUAUUUCCAUCCCAUUACUUUUUAUUUAUGUAGCUAUAUAGUGAGGCUGCAAAAUCCAAAGCUUGCAGUCAAGGAGUUGUACAGAUGUGAAACGGAACUGAUCAAGCCUUUCCAUCGGCUGCUGGAGAUUGAGAUUUGUUUUAUUAUAUAGAGUGUAUUUAAACUUGAACUGUCACUCAAAGUCUUGUGAGUUGCUCCACACUUGGAAAGCUGUGGAAAAGUUUAAAGAUGCAAGAUAUUGUGUAAAGGCUUUGGAAUAACACACACACACACACACACACACACACAAACAAACAUUUCCUCUUCGUUUUUCAAAGUUCUCCAAAAGUUUUGCCCAGAAAGUUUGUUUUAAUUUUUCUCCUGUUUUGUCGACACAUUCAUUUGGUAUAGCUGCUGUUCAUUGGACGGUACUGUCUAUAUUUGCUCCUUUUUAUCAUGUAAAAAAAAGUCUUUCUGAAGAUCGUUCUGCUUUUGGAUCUAUGUAACACCAGGUUCUGUGCUUUUCUCCUGAACAAGUCUAGACAUCCACUAUUCUGUCCCUAUGUAAACUGUGCUCUGUUUGCAAGUCUUUCAAUAAAAGUAAAAAAAAAAAAAAAAA
Sebastes umbrosus (honeycomb rockfish) is the source of this 3882-nucleotide messenger RNA. It is a transcript of the gene camkvl, whose product is annotated as CaM kinase-like vesicle-associated, like. Bases 300 to 2699 code for a protein of 799 amino acids. The record is from RefSeq and is a predicted model, not a curated record. Gene Ontology annotation, biological process: peptidyl-serine phosphorylation. The transcript has 11 exons. Gene Ontology annotation, cellular component: intracellular anatomical structure. Lineage: Eukaryota; Metazoa; Chordata; Actinopteri; Perciformes; Sebastidae. Gene Ontology annotation, molecular function: calcium/calmodulin-dependent protein kinase activity; ATP binding; calmodulin binding.